AUGAAAGGAAAUACUCAUUUUCUUUUCUAUCUCUCUCUCUUCAACUUCUCCCUUUCCUUUUUCUCUUCUACCAAACACAGUGUAAAUGAAGAAGGAGAGGCCAUUGGACCAAGUCAAAAGAUAGUUUCUAAAUUCAUCAAUUUUUUGGGAUCAGUAGCAAGGAUGUCAGAUUUAUGUCCUCUUACUUACACAAAUUGGAAGGCUAUACCAAAGAAGAAGAAGACUAUAUGGGCCUAUGUCAAUAAAAGAUACAUUGUUCCAGAAAAAGGACAGAAGGAUGUAUAUGCUAUUAUAAAUGAUGCUUGGAGGCGGUAUAAAUGGUUGAUUAAGAAAAAUCAUUUUACUAAGUAUAGAAACUUGCGUGAGCGGCUGAAAAACCGUCCAGACGGCAUACUUGAAGCACACUUUAAGAAAUUAAUGACUUAUUGGAGAUAUGAAGCUAUUCGAGAAAUCAGUCAUCAAAAUGCUAAGAAUAUAGAUAAACAAAAAUGGAGACAUCGAGCGGGUUCCAUAAGCUUUGCUGUCAUAAGGGAAAGAUUGAGUAAAUAGUCAAUUUCCCCCCUGAAAUUGUAAGUUUCAUCAAUUACCCCCCUGAAAUUAACAAAACUUCAAUUAUCCCCCUGAAAUUUCACAACGUUAGUCAAUUUACCCCCUC
Medicago truncatula (barrel medic) is the source of this 655-nucleotide messenger RNA. RefSeq lists its product as uncharacterized. The transcript is spliced from 4 exons. NCBI's taxonomy places the organism in Eukaryota, Viridiplantae, Streptophyta, Magnoliopsida, Fabales, Fabaceae. The coding region runs from base 1 to 549 and encodes 182 amino acids. The record is from RefSeq and is a predicted model, not a curated record.